Rodentolepis nana is the source of this 801-nucleotide messenger RNA. The record is from the annotation of a GenBank genome assembly. NCBI's taxonomy places the organism in Eukaryota, Metazoa, Platyhelminthes, Cestoda, Cyclophyllidea, Hymenolepididae.
AUGGCAGAUAAUAAUCAAACAGAAAUGGAGAUGAAUUCCUCUAAUCCGGAUUACCCCUACACCAAACCUCGAGGUCCCAUUGGCGCAAUGUUCUCUUCACCUGGACCUAUUUAUAAACUUCCAACAUUGGUGGGCGAAAAAGGUCAUGAUUUCGAAAGUACUCAUUACAAAGCCCCCUCAUAUUCAUUCGGACGUCGAACCAAGAUUAAUCAGGCAGGUGAGAGUAGCCCGGGUCCAGCCGCUUAUGCUCAGAAUCCAAAGAUGACCGUUCGUGGGGAAUUUCCUGGACCUAGCUAUACCCUCAAAUAUCGAACUGGUAAAACAGACACUAAUGCAAGUCCAGGACCUGCCCGUUAUCUCCCAAAUUUUGAACCAAUUCUGCCAAAAUCACCUGAAUACAAGUUUGGUUUAAGACCUGAUCUAUACAACAAGAAUUCAACUCCUGGUCCCAACGCUUACUCGCUUCCUGCGCCAGAUAUAUUGAGUGCAAAGCCAUCAGCCCCUCAGUAUAGCAUAGCGGGCAGACAUGGGCGUAAACACAACGAGUCAGGACCUGGGCCAGCAGAAUAUGCACUCGGUUCACCAGACGUCAUCAAACCUGCAGCACCCAAAUAUACAAUGGGUUCUCAAUUACCACGACAAACUGAUGCCGAUAGAUCGCCAGGCCCAGCUGCUUAUGAUAAUACCAAAGUGAACUACGUUAAACCCCAACCACCGAAAUUCUCAUUCGGAAUCCUUCACAGCCCAUACAAGGGACAGUUUACUGACAAGCAUUACGAUGAUGCCUAUGAAUGCCAAUGA